Molecule: messenger RNA, 882 nt
Organism: Molossus molossus (Pallas's mastiff bat)
Lineage: Eukaryota; Metazoa; Chordata; Mammalia; Chiroptera; Molossidae
Product: extensin-like
Exons: 3
Coding region: 1-882 (293 amino acids)
Source: RefSeq, a predicted model, not a curated record
AUGUGUGACACUCGAAACGCCCGUGACGCCUGCACUCCAACUGGUCACAAGGAGGCCCGAGACCGCUGGACCAACCCCCGAGACCGCUGGACCAACCCCCGAGACCGCUGGACCAAACCCCCGAGACCGCUGGACCAAUCCCCGAGACCGCUGGACCAACCCCCGAGACCGCUGGACCAACCCCCGAGACCGCUGGACCAAACCCCCGAGACCGCUGGACCAACCCCCGAGACCGCUGGACCAACCCCCGAGACCGCUGGACCAAACUCCCGAGACCGCUGGACCAACCCCCGAGACCGCUGGACCAACCCCCGAGACCGCUGGACCAAACCCCCGAGACCUCUGGACCAAACCCCCGAGACCUCUGGACCAAACCCCCGAGACCGCUGGACCAAACUCCCGAGACCUCUGGACCAACCCCCGAGACCGCUGGACCAACCCCCGAGACCUCUGGACCAAAACCCCCGAGACCGCUGGACCAAACCCCCGAGACCUCUGGACCAACCCCCGAGACCGCUGACCAACCCCCGAGACCGCUGGACCAAACUCCCGAGACCGCUGGACCAAACCCCCGAGACCUCUGGACCAAACCCCCGAGACCGCUGGACCAAACCCCGAGACCACCGCUGGACCAAACCCCGAGACCGCUGGACCAAACCCCGAGACCGCUGGACCAAACCCCCGAGACCUCUGGACCAAACCCCGAGACCUCUGGACCAAACCCCCGAGACCUCUGGACCAAACCCCCGAGACCUCUGGACCAACCCCCGAGACCUCUGGACCAACCCCCGAGACCGCUGGACCAACCCCCGAGACCGCUGGACCAAACCCCCGAGACCGCUGGACCAACCCCCGAUCCCGGCCUCCAGCUUGCUGAGUUAG